GUCCACAACCGCUUCCGCUUUCCGCUGCCUCCGCUAUACUACAAAAGAGAGAGACGCCUUUGGCCUUUUCCGCUUUAAAACACCACACAGUGACACACACACCGCGAGCGCGCCGCUCGCGAGUAGAGUGGGAGUUCGGUUCGGCGAGGCGAGACCGGCCAUGGCGGCAUCGGAGACCGCGCCGUUCGGCGUCUCGGCGGCAUCCAAGGGCGGCGGCGGGGUGGCGGGGGCGAGGGCGCAGCACGGGCAACUGGCGGUGGCGGGGCGGGUGCACGACGCGCUCGUCUUCGCGGCGGGCGCGGUGGCGGCGGUGCUCGUGCUGCUGGCCACGGCGUCGUUCCUGUCGCCCAUGCCCGUCACGAACCUCGUCGCGUUCCGCUCCCUCCCGGUGUCGGUCGCCUCCACGUCCGCCGCCUCCGCGGCGAUCGACGCCGAUGUCGGCGUACGCGGCGGGCCGGGCGCGGCGGGGAGGACGUUCUACGACGACUCGAGGGUGUCGUACGCCGUGGAGGUCGGGCGGCGUGGGGGGAUCACCGGGUGGGACGCGAGGCGGGCGGCGUGGAUGCGACUGCGGUACCCGCGCGGGCUCAACGCGACGGCGGCGGGGAGGGAGCGGGUGGUGAUGGUGUCCGGCUCGCAGGCGCCGCCCUGCCGCGGCGAGGGCGGCGACCACCUCCUCUUCCGGUUCCUCAAGAACAAGGUCGACUACUGCCGCCUCCACGGCGUCGAGCUCCUCUACAACAACGCGCUGCUCCAGCCCAGGAUGCUCGCCUACUGGGCCAAGAUCCCCGCCGUGCGCGCCGCCAUGCUCGCCCACCCCGACGCCGAGUGGGUCUGGUGGGUCGACGCCGACGCCGUCUUCACCGACAUGGACUUCUCCCUCCCGCUCCACAAGUACAAGGAUCACAACCUCGUCGUCUAUGGCUGGAACAAGGAGGUGUACGGCGAGCGCUCGUGGGUCGGGCUCAACGCCGGCGUGUUCCUCAUCCGCAACUGCCAGUGGUCGCUCGACUUCAUGGACGCGUGGGCGCGCAUGGGCCCCGCCUCGCCGGAGUACGCCAGGUGGGGGAGCGUGCUCCACGACACGCUCCGGGGGAAGUCCGACAAGGAGUCCGACGACCAGUCGGCGCUCGUCUACCUCCUCUCCGAGCACGAGGAGAAAUGGGGGGCCAAGACCUACCUCGAGAAGGGCUACUUCUUCCAGGGGUACUGGGUGGAGGUCGUCGACCGGCUCGACGACAUCGCGGCGAGGUACGAGGCGGCGGAGCGGCGGCCCUCGGCGGCGGCGGCGCAUCUCCGCCGGCGGCACGCGGAGCGGGAGCACGAGCGGUACGCGGCGGCGAGGAACGCGGCGGUGAGGGGCGCCGUCCCGGGCCCCGCCGGCGGCGGGCAGAGCGGGUGGCGGCGGCCGUUCGUGACGCACUUCACCGGGUGCCAGCCGUGCGGCGGCGAGCCGAACAAGAUCUACUCCAAGAAGAGCUGCGCCGACGGGAUGAACCGCGCGCUCAACUUCGCCGACGACCAGGUGCUCCGGAACUACGGGUACCGCCACAAGGACCCGCUCUCCGACGAGCUUCGGAUCACGGGAGCUUCCAGAAGAAUUACUACAAAACACCUCCAGCUUCGAGAAGAAUUACUACAAAACACCCGAUCCCGGAUCAAGCCACAAAUUGCUCUGCUGACAAAAGAUUAAAGAUCAAUCGAAUUGCAGAUCUCGAGAUGCUUAACAUUUAUUUCAAAUAUUGCAAUGGUUUUUAAACUUAAAACAGCCAGUCAGUUUAGGCUUUACGGAGUAUGUGGCUGAACUGAGAAGAUGUUGUAGUGCAGUGCUGUACUGACAAGGUGCUUAAAGAAAUACUAGUGUGUUUUAAGGUUUGGAGCUC
This is a messenger RNA of Oryza sativa Japonica Group (Japanese rice), 1883 nucleotides long. RefSeq names its product probable glycosyltransferase 6. Lineage: Eukaryota; Viridiplantae; Streptophyta; Magnoliopsida; Poales; Poaceae. Gene Ontology annotation, molecular function: galactosyltransferase activity. Gene Ontology annotation, cellular component: membrane; trans-Golgi network; endosome. The record is from RefSeq and is a predicted model, not a curated record.